Messenger RNA from Canis lupus familiaris (dog), 433 nucleotides. Its product is annotated as probable bifunctional methylenetetrahydrofolate dehydrogenase/cyclohydrolase 2. Bases 1 to 228 code for a protein of 75 amino acids. The record is from RefSeq and is a predicted model, not a curated record. Lineage: Eukaryota; Metazoa; Chordata; Mammalia; Carnivora; Canidae. The transcript is spliced from 2 exons.
AUGGCGGUGCCGGGCCGCGGCGUCUCCCUGGUCGGCGGCCGCCUGAGCCGCGCGCGGGCGCUGGCGGGGGGCCCCGCGCUGCCCCUGGGGGCGUCGGCGGCCGCGGGGCGCGUGUCCCGGGGCCUUCGGAGCAGCGGCGUGAGGACCAGCAGAGAGAAGAGAUUCCAUCUUCCAGAGGUCGCCACUGUCUGCCUCCCCACUUGCCCCCAUCCUCAGUCAUCUUUUUGAAUGUGUAGUUACACGCCAGUUGUCUGGUUCUUCAUAGUGAGUGUAGUUUAAUCUGACGACACUCUUACUGACUUGAAAUUUGAGCCUUAGUGUUAUUUUUACUGAAAAUUAUCUUGAGUUUGGUAAACUCUCCCCGGUAUGGACUGUGUUAAAUUAACAGGUUUAUUACCAGUUUCUGAGCUAUAUAUAUAGAGAGCCUUAAAUG